Onychostoma macrolepis is the source of this 846-nucleotide messenger RNA. Its product is annotated as C-C chemokine receptor type 8-like. Gene Ontology annotation, molecular function: G protein-coupled receptor activity. Gene Ontology annotation, biological process: phospholipase C-activating G protein-coupled receptor signaling pathway; positive regulation of Rho protein signal transduction. The coding region runs from base 1 to 846 and encodes 281 amino acids. The record is from RefSeq and is a predicted model, not a curated record. Gene Ontology annotation, cellular component: membrane. Lineage: Eukaryota; Metazoa; Chordata; Actinopteri; Cypriniformes; Cyprinidae. The transcript has a single exon.
AUGAAUAACUCUACAGUAAACUCCAUACCUGAAGCCUCAACAAACUCCACAGAUGAUUUAGUUGGGGGAAUGACCAAUCUGGACAUUUGUAUGUUCAGCAUCAAUUUUCUUUUUGGUCUUCCUACACACUCCUAUGUUAUAUGGCUUAUCAUCACAGGAACAAGAAGUGGAGUUGCAUCAGAUUUCUUCAACCUCAAUCUGUCUCUUUGUGAGACUGGUAACUGUCUGAACUCUUUGUUGAGUGUAAUCGAUUAUUGCACUGGGCUUUCAUGUUUCAGAAGCUUUAUAUUGUUUUCAUUAGGACUGUUCAUCACUGGUCGUCCUCUGUUUCAGUGUCUGAUCAGUGCUGAGCGUUACCUGGCAGUGGUUCAUCCUGUAACCUUUCUGAAGUACAAACCUCUCAGAUAUAGAGUGAUCUGCUGCACUGCUGCCUGGAUAAUUAUUCUUGGCUCUUGUUUGUGCUACAUGUUUGCAAGCCAGUUUAAAAUUCAUACUUAUAUAUACUUCUACUCGAUUCAGUUCCUCCUCUUCCUCUCCAUCCAGUUGUUUUGUCUUGUGGCUGUUCUCAGAGCUCUGAAGCAGUCAGGACCAGGAGAGAGAGGAAGAGAGAUAAAAGAGGAAAACCAUAUGAAGACAAGGGCAUUUUAUCUCAUUCUAAUAACUACGGUGACAAUGUCUGUUAUUUAUGUGCCAUUUAUUAUCUCAGGAUUCUCUUUUAUUCUUAUGCGAUGGUUUAUUGUGGAUCUUUCUUCCUUUGGUUUGUUAUGUUUCAUUCUGGCUGGUUUUGUCCAGCCUGUUCUUUAUCUGCACAGAGUUGGAAAGCUUUCCCGUCUUUGUUCUCCAUAA